Messenger RNA from Alexandromys fortis (reed vole), 3494 nucleotides. RefSeq names its product proton activated chloride channel 1 (gene Pacc1). The transcript is spliced from 8 exons. Lineage: Eukaryota; Metazoa; Chordata; Mammalia; Rodentia; Cricetidae. The record is from RefSeq and is a predicted model, not a curated record. Gene Ontology annotation, cellular component: cell surface. Bases 332 to 1384 code for a protein of 350 amino acids.
AGCUGACCUGGACCCCGUGCCACGCUGCACUCAGGCACUCGGUUCCUCUGCCUGACAAAGAGAGGAAGUGUAUGACUCGUGCUUGCCUCUCUGGCAGGAGGUAGAGCCCAACUGAUUCUUCUCGUAGCCUCUCCCCGGCACACAGAACUACAUCUCCCAGCGUCGCCCGCGCGGGCCCGGCGGCAGCAGGAGGCGCGCAUGCGCCGAGCGCCGCCACGCCUGGUCUCCGGCCGUAGACGCGAGCCGAUCUGGCUUAGAGGAACGGGCACAUCACGGAGCGCGCGCCUCCGCUGCGUUGCGGUCCCGGGUGAGCCUCCGCGGGUUUAGUGCCAUGAUCCGACAGGACCUCUCCACAUCCUACCAGGAGCUCAGCGAGGAGUUGGACCAGGUUGUUGAGAACUCGGAGCAGGCGGACUCGCGAGACAAGGAGCCAGUCCAAGUCCAAGGUCCAGGGGUCCUGUCAGGCGUCGACAGCGAGUCUGCCUCCAGCAGCAUCCGCUUCAGCAAGGCCUGCCUGAAGAACGUCUUCUCGGUCCUGCUCAUCUUCAUCUACCUGCUGCUCAUGGCUGUGGCUGUCUUCCUGGUCUACCAGACCAUCACGGACUUCCGAGAAAAGCUCAAGCACCCCGUCAUGUCUGUGUCUUACAAGGAGGUGGACCGCUACGACGCUCCAGGGAUCGCCCUAUACCCUGGUCAGGCCCAGCUGCUCAGCUGUAAGCACCAUUAUGAGGUCAUCCCACCUCUUGCCAGCCCUGGCCAGCCAGGAGACAGGAACUGCACCACCCAGAGGAUCAAUUACACCCAUCCCUUCUCCAAUCACACCAUGCAGUCAGCCCUGAUUGUCCAGGGGCCACAGGAAGUGAAGAAGCGGGAGCUGGUGUUCCUCCAGUUCCGCCUGAACCAGAGCAGCGAGGACUUCAGUGCCAUUGACUACCUCCUCUUCUCCUCCUUCCAGGAGUUCAUGCAAAGCUCAGACAAGGCGGGCUUCAUGCAGGCUUGUGAGAGCGCCUACUCGAGCUGGAAGUUCUCAGGAGGCUUCCGCACCUGGGUCAAGAUGUCACUGGUGAAGACCAAAGAGGAGGAUGGGCGAGAAGCUGUUGAGUUCCGGCAAGAGACUAGCGUGGUUAAUUAUAUUGACCAGAGACCAGCCGCCGAGAAGAGUACACAGUUGUUCUUUGUGGUCUUCGAAUGGAAAGAUCCCUUCAUCCAGAAGGUCCAGGAUAUAAUCACGGCCAACCCUUGGAACACCAUCGCACUCCUCUGUGGGGCUUUCCUCGCGUUAUUUAAAGCAGCAGAGUUUGCCAAACUAAGUGUGAAGUGGAUGAUCAAAAUCAGGAAGCGAUACCUUAAGAGAAGAGGCCAGGCAGCAAACCACAUCAGCUGAGGUCGCCGUACCAGCACUCUGGACUGACGGAAGCCUUGUCCUCCCGUUGACAACCGAGCAACCAGCAAUCCUGUACUCACUUGAAGGGUCCUUGCAGGGAAGGGCGGUCUUUCCAACUGGACGGUCAAACCUGGCCCAGAAGGAGGCUGUUCUGAGCCUACAGGCAAACAUCCAAUGAAUAACCUGAAACUUAUUUAAGUACUUAAAUUAUUAACAGACAUUUUACCGCGCUGUCUAGUGCCUUGGAGGAGGGGGUUUGUGGAAAGCGGCUUCUUCCUGUCUGCCCAUUAAGUAGUUAAGCUCCAGGUUAAGAGAAGUCUCCCUCUUUACUUUUUUUUUUUUUUUGUAAAGUGUAGAAGAUACAUCCUGUAUCCACACUUCCUCCUGACCUUUAUACCACCUACUGUUGUUACCUAAGAAAAGUAACAGAGCUUAGGUGAGACCUUUUUUUUUUUUUUUUAAAUGUAGCCCUGGUGAACUCACUAUGUAGACCAGGCCUGCCUCUGCCUUCCCACUGCUGGGAAUCAAAGCCUCUGUUCCUGCUCCCAGCCUUACGUGAGACUUGAAAGGCUACUAGAAACCAGUGGUUCCAUUUCUGAUGGACCAAGCUGACAAAGGUCAGUUCAGUGGCCACUGCUGGCAGCAAUGGCACAGAUGUGUACAGUAGGCGCCUACUUAGUGUAUCUCGAUUUCAUUAACAGGUAAAUAAAGUUGGGCUAAUACAAGGAAUGAGUGUGAGUAAACCAACAGGCACCAAUACUGGACUUGCGCGUGCUGUGACCGCCAAGCCCCAAUGGCGGCAUGAGUCUGGACUGACCCCUGAGGUACGUCACCACUGCUUCCAGGGAAGGUAAGCUGGACACGGAUGGCAGAUGGCCAGACAGAUGGACACACCACACUACGAAUGAGCUGCUCAGUAGGCCACUGUGUCCUUCAGAAACGCUCACCUAAAAGGGUGACCUUUAAGGCUUUGACAAAUAGCACUUAUAUAAACCCAGACCCCAUCUAUUCCAGAUGGUGUGGGAAUAUGGGUAACAUUCAAAGAAUUCACAAUAGGCCUUGGGGAAUCUGAAGGGAACUGUUCACGUGUAUAAGGGCAUUUUUGUCUCUAAAUUUAGCAGCAAGAAACUGUUUUGGCUGAAUCCCUAGAAAUAAACUUGUAUAAUGAAAUAUUCACCGCUAUCUUUCUAUUUCAUAGAUGUACAAGAAUUUUAGACUAAAGGUUUUUUUAUAAAAUGCCAUUACAGUGCAAAUGCGAAGCAUAAACAUAUCAACAAGAUUAAGUAUGAAAGGCUUCCUAAGCGCAGUCGGUGUGCACUUCGCAUGGGGAGCCCUGGUCACAAACCUCUGUAAUGAACUCUGCCCCAGUGACCACAGGAGCUUCACUUUCCUGUAUUGGGAAAAGUUGAGCUAUGACAUUUGCUUUAGGUAAUUAGGAAGUAUUUUUGCCUACUGACUGAGUAAAAACUCACCUGUCACUUUCUGGAAAGGCAAGCCCAGUAUUCUGUGGUAGGGUUGUGCCUCGCUGUGAGCAGACUGGCCUGCAAAAUCCACUGUUUGAAAAUGUAGCAAAAAUCACAAGCCAUUGUACUGCAAGGAAGGCUUUUCCCACGUGGGUAUCACAGCAGCAAGAAUUCUAUGCUGAUUUUUAACUGGUGUUCAGUUGAAACCAUGUUACAAUCUCCUAGCCCUUCACAGCCCUGCUGCUGUUGUAGAUUGAGUCGUCCCCACACCUGUUUUAAUUAAAACUAGCUUCAAUGUUAAACCUGUCCUAGGGCACAGAGAUUCUUUAAAAUGGUUACAUUUUGAUAAAUGGCUAGGUUAAUCCAUGGACCAUAAGCAUCCUAAUUUUAACUAGAACACAUCCACAAGUUGUGAUUUUUCUGUAGCUCUCUCCCAGAGAGAAAAGAGCAGAUGACAUAAGGCAAAAUACAAACAUAGACUUUAUUAAAUGCUGCUCAAUCCCCAGUGAAGGUCUUCCAUUAUAAAACAGUUCCGUACAACAGCAAGGCAAGAGGUUGGAAUGGUACUGAUAACAUGUGAGAGAUACUUGACCAGGUAAGAACGUACAUGGCCUCUACAUAGUCAACGCAUCUCCUUUCAAUAAAGC